AUGGCCCAAUUGCAGACCUUUACACCCGCAGGUCAAAAUGAGAUAACAUACGCCGUUAACAUUCCGAACGAAACAGCCACCUCUGGCAAAGGCCCGAUUUUCUUCCAAUUGAAAUCAACUCGCAGCCUUCAAUGGUUUGCAUGGGGUCAAGGCUCCCGGAUGCAAGGAGCAAAUAUCUUUGUUGUCUAUGCAUCUGCUGACAACAAGAAUGUUACCGUUUCUCCUCGGCUAGGCGUGGAACAUGUCGAGCCACUACAUAACCCACAAGCCUCUAUCUCGCUAUUAGAGGGCAGUGGAAUCAGUAAUGGAACUAUUACUGCAAAUGUCCGGUGCGAUAGCUGCAUCACCUGGUCUGGGGGCCAUGAAGAUACAACCAGCUCGGCUAGUCCUUGGGUUUGGGCUUUCAAAUAUGGAAAUCCACUCAAGAGCAGCAGUCUAUCAGAGACAAUCACCAUUCAUGAUGCCUCUGGCAUUGCAGCUCUCAAUCUCCAGAAAGCAGCCGGUGGCACAUCUGACAACCCGUUCUUGACCUCAUCGGUCUCGACAACUAGUUCAGGCCAAGCUCUCUCAUCUGACAAUUCUCCGGCUGUGCAUAGGAAACGAAUCGCCCACGCAGCUGUCAUGAUCAUUGUGUUUGUUAUACUCUUCCCUUCAUUUGCGCUUGUACUUCGCAUUUUCCCAUCUUCUACAACAGUGUGGAUCCAUGCUUUCUUACAACUCUUUACUCUUGCUUUAGCAAUCGCUGGCCUUGGUCUUGGAAUUUCAAUGGCAAGAGAUUUGAGUUUGAUAUCGAGCUAUCAUCCCAUCAUUGGCAUGGUGGUUAUUCCAUCUCUUAUCCUUUUCCAGCCUGCUAUGGGCUUCAUUCAACACCGGUACUUUGCCCAAACAGGCAAGAAGGGCUUGUUUGGCCAUUUGCACCAGUGGUUUGGCCGUUGUAUGAUUAUCCUCGGCAUCAUCAACGGUGGCCUUGGUUUUCGACUCACUGGAAUCGGUACCUCAAUUGCUCCGACCGGGGCAGUCAUUGCGUACAGUGUGGUUGCUGGAGUCUUUGGCAUCAUCUACUGUUCGACGAUCAUUUUCUUUGCGAGGAGAAAGUCGCAAAGACCAGCUCCCUGA
Molecule: messenger RNA, 1116 nt
Organism: Penicillium atrosanguineum
Lineage: Eukaryota; Fungi; Ascomycota; Eurotiomycetes; Eurotiales; Aspergillaceae
Product: cytochrome and DOMON domain-containing protein
Exons: 1
Coding region: 1-1116 (371 amino acids)
Source: RefSeq, a predicted model, not a curated record